UGAACUGCGCCGAACCGUGAAAAUUUGAAUCCAAUUUGUGACCGCAAACAAAAAAUUCGCUCCAAAUAAACAAAAUAAUAACAGCAUACAAAUAUAAACAAAUAAAUUAACAGACAAAUCAUAAUAUUUUCGAGUAACCAUAGUAACCCACAACAACAAAAACCGAUCAGGAAAAUGAACACAAACAAACAAAAUUGAAUGCGGGAAUAGCUUUUAUGCAAAACUUGCAACAACAACAACUACAAUUGCAGCAGCAACAUUUCUAUGUAGAUGACCUAGCAAAUAUGGAAAAUUUAGAAAAUAUUGGAGGAGAACCUCCUCUACCACCGCCACGCAAAUAUGUAUCAAUUUUCCGUAUAGAUGGUGAACCCAUUUUACCGCCACUGAUGACAACCGAAAAACGACGACAAAUGCAAAAGCUAAAAGAUAAAGCCUUAAAAAUAGAACAACGCAUACGAGAACGAAAACAACGAGGGCAUGGAGAAAAUAAUCUUAUAAAUGAAGAUAUAAAAAGUGAAUCCUCGCGCUCCUCAUUACACAAUGCAGGUGCUGGUAACAUCUCCCAACGUUCCCAAGAUUACUAUGAAAGUAAACUUAAAGAAACAGAAGAAUCUAUGCAGUUAUUACAGAGUUUAAUGAAAAGACAAUCAGGAGGUAUAGAAGAAACUACUAAAGAAACUGUGAACACUGCAUGCAACACCACAACACAUUUUCAGCGAGAUGAUAAUCAGGAAAAAUUGCAAAAAUUACAAAAAUCAGAAAUAUUAAUCUAUGAUAACUCUACAAAUGAAGUAAUACAAGUACCAGCUGAUAAAGACAAAAAAAUAUUUGAAGAUCAAAGGACAAAUAUUAAGGAAACUGAACGUAAAACUAACAUUAACUAUGAGCUACCCAAAAAGCCCAGUCAUUUGCUAUUGGCGGGGGUAAAUGGUAAAGGAAUGGCGGCUAUACCUUCAAUAUGUCUUAAUCCUCCCACACCCUUAACGAUUAAUAGGCCCAUGUGUGAGACUUUAAGCGCUGCAGGCAGUAGCGAGUCUUUGAUUAUCUCCGAAAAACCAAAUAAUUUGUUACAAGAAGAUUAUAGUUCAGAUGAAAGUUUUAGCAGUAUGAUAACACAAUCCGAUAAAAGGUCAACGCGAAGAAUUAGCAAAAAUAAUAUAAAACCUGAAAGAGGUGUUAGUGCUGAAAGAAAACCUUUGACUCCGGUGAAAAAUGUAUCCGCCAAAAUUCAACAAUUUGAGGCCAUCAGCAGUGAUACCAAUAGUCCUCACACAAGUCCGGAGAAAUUAUAUAAGAGUCGAAAAUCUUGUUUAGGAACUACAACUGGUACUAUGAGUCGUUCAGCUACUAGUCCUUCCAUCAAACUACCCAACAGCAAUCGUUCAUCUUCAUCCAGAUCACAAAGUUUAGCUCAAGAUUCAGACAAUUCACCAGAAAAUAAUUUAGUACGUUCAUCAUCCUUCACCUUAGAGGGACCUUCAAAAGCUCUUAUCGAUCAUAUGCAACAACAAAAAACUAUUACUGAAAACAAAACUGCCGUUAAAUCUCCAUUAAAUACAACACGUUCUAUAGUUAGGAAGACCAUAUCUUCACCCUUAAGAGCCCACCGGGAUACGGUCGAAUCAAAAGCCAAGAAAGUGCAAAAAGUGGAACUUAAGUCAUCCAAACUAAAGACUCAACAGAAAGUCUCACAAAGUAAAUUGGCACAGGCUGCUGUAGCCUCUAUAUCCCCCUAUAAUACCACCGCCCUAACCCAGCAUACCACUAAUAAUUUGUAUAAAACCAAAAGAUCACCCUAUGACAUUUCAAAAACUUCUCAUACCUCCCUACAAACAUUACAAAAGACAUCUGGGACACAAAUGCGUAAAUCAAAUUCCACAUCAAAUAAUUUGGCUCAAAAUAAAACCUCCAAAACUAAAAUUACAUCACACACAUCCACUCCUACAUCUACAGCAUCCAAUUCAGCCAGAACUCCUCAAAAUGGCAAUGGUUCCAUUAGCCAAAUGGAUAAGUUACAAAAAGAUAAAUUUAUGCGUUUAUUGGCACAACAGGAAGAAGAACACCGAAAAUUGCAACAAUCCUUUGAAAUGCAACAGAAAAUGUUAAUCGAACAACUUAACCGAGAAAUGGCUUCAGCACAAUUAAAAUCUCCCAAUAAUUCUUACAAUUCUUCUGCUAUAAAUUCAACAUUGCAUUUUAAAAGACAAGAACAACAACCUCUUUCGCCUCAAUUACAAAAUCAAUUGAAUUUAACAGGACUUUCAUCUGAAACCUGUCCUAAAAAGCCUACAACUCCUUCAUAUGACUUUAAACAACCAAAGUCUUAUGCUAAACAACAAACACAACAGCCUUCUCCUUCAUCAAUUAGUAAUAAUAGUUCAUAUGUAUCCAUGGCUAAAAAUGAUUCAUUAACUACUAAUUCCCAACAUUCAUCAUAUGGCUCUCAUUAUACUCAAACGUCGCAAACCAUUCCUUUCAAUAAUUCCCUUUUAACUACAAUUGAUCAUUCAAAUGCUAAUACUUCUUUGGAUAUUUCCACGCUAUCAACUCAAACUUCUCCCGAUACAUUGUGUGCUACACCUACUACACAAAAUAAUGCUGUUAAUACGACAUCAUCAUCACGACGCAGAUUAUUUACCGAAAUGAAUGAUAUAGGCUGUGAGAGAAAUAAUCUGACAUCCCGUUCUACCGGCAGCUCAUCACAUUCUUCGGGCCUUCGGCCAGAUGAUUCGAAUAGAAGUCCAAAGUCUGCUCUGACCAAUAAUGAUAGUAAUAGACGUCUUCAUUACUAAAAUGUAAAACUAACCCAAGGAUUUAUAAGAAUUUAAAAUAAGUAGCAAAAAAAAAACAAAAAAACUCAAGACUUAAUUAACUGUAGACACUCCUAACUACAACUGGAGCAAUUUAGAAAAUAAAUUCCAAGCUCAAGUGCACCUUAACUAUUUAAAUGAUUAAUCCCACUCAAGUAUUAAAACAAUAAUUUAUUUACAAUAAUAACAUCUAAUAUAUAAAUGUGCCUUAUUAAAAAUUAUAAAAAAAACCACCAACUAAAAAGUAGUUAUUAAAAAUUACUAAAAAAAUAACAACAAUAAAGUAAAACUCUCCCUCUUAUAUGCUCAUAAUAUAUUUUUAGCACCCUUUAAUAUUUAUAACAAAUUAUAUAAUCAACUAAUUUUCCUUUUAAAUUAUUAAUAAAUUUACUAAUUUAAAAUAUUUUGUUAAUAUUUUUUAUAUAAUAAAUAAAAUUUGAAACCAAUUUUUGAACUAAAUUGAAAAUAA
Molecule: messenger RNA, 3279 nt
Organism: Lucilia sericata (common green bottle fly)
Lineage: Eukaryota; Metazoa; Arthropoda; Insecta; Diptera; Calliphoridae
Exons: 4
Coding region: 216-2792 (858 amino acids)
Biological process (GO): centriole replication; centrosome duplication; regulation of cytokinesis
Cellular component (GO): centriole
Molecular function (GO): protein binding
Source: RefSeq, a predicted model, not a curated record